CAAAUUUGUUGGCGAACUUUGAAAGGAAUAUCCGUAGGACCCUCCGAGAAAAUCCAUCAAAAUCGCCUUCAAUCAGGCUCUGAUGUUGAUAUAAGUUUACAUUGUGUUCACAAACAAUCAGUUUAUGUGGUCCAAUGUAAAAUAAAGGAGUAUGCAGCACCAUAUAGAAGACCAGCAAGGAGUGAAGUUUAAUCCAGGGGUCAAGCAGGAAAAUUUCCCACCGAGACAUCUACCUGCUCCAACAUCAUUGGCUCCUGUACAGCAAGGGGAGAGUUACCCCCGGCCAAUCGUUGGCAGUAACCAGCCCCCUCCAACUAGUGUCCACUCUGCCCAAAGGUUCAACGAGGGACCAUCUGACAGCAUGCAACAGGGAAGCAUGCCCUAUUCUGGUGGACCUGUACAGGGCUAUCAAGUGAGUGGAGGAGUUCAUCACACCAGUAGUGGUGGAGGGUUGCAGCAUUCUGUGCCACCCCAACAUUCUGCACCUCCGCCACAUGUUGCUCCACCCCAGCAGCAUCCUCCCCCACCCCAGCAUGCUGCUCCCCCACAGCAUCAUACGCCUCAGACCCAAGCUCACCAACAGCAACAGGUGCAUCAGGUGCAGGCUCAUACUCAGGCUCAUGUUCAACAAGUGCAGGGUCAGCAGCAACAACAACAGUUCCAGAGACUUAAGGUAGAGGAUGCCCUUUCAUAUCUGGACCAAGUGAAACUUCAGUUUGGCAACCAGCCGCAGGUCUACAAUGAUUUCCUAGAUAUCAUGAAAGAAUUCAAAUCACAAACAAUUGACACCCCUGGGGUAAUUAAUCGAGUGUCGAACCUAUUCAAGGGUCAUCCUGACCUAAUAGUUGGCUUCAACACAUUUCUGCCCCCUGGGUACAAGAUAGAAGUGCAAGGGAAUGAGACAAUAAAUGUACACCAGCCAGGUCAGCAGAUGAUGACACUCAGUCAGAUGGCACAGGCUCAUCAAGCAUCUCAAGCAGCAGCAGCCGCCGCAGCUGCAACACUAUCAAACACAAGUCAUAAUGCAGCAUCACAUCACUCGUACCACCAGCAGAGCAAACCUUCUACCCAGGAGAGCUCCCCUCAACAAGGCAGCGGCCAGCAACAAGCGGGACAACCUGUAGAAUUCAAUCAUGCAAUCAACUAUGUGAAUAAAAUCAAAAAUCGAUUCCAAGGUCAGCCUGAAAUCUAUAAAGCUUUCUUGGAGAUACUACACACAUAUCAAAAAGAACAAAGAAAUCUUAAAGAGGGCCUUGUUACACCUGGCUAUAAGCCACUGACAGAGUCUGAAGUUUACUCCCAGGUCGCUAAGCUGUUCCAGAACCAAGAGGAUCUUCUCUCAGAGUUUGGUCAGUUUUUGCCUGAUGCUAAUGGAUCAGGAGGUCUAGGCAGCAUGUUCGCUAAUAUGGCUGACCUGAGUGCUAUACGUAAUGACCACUCAUCCACAUUGAAGAAGACUAGCUAUACAACAAAGACAAACAACAAAGGACCCAGCCACAUGAGACGUCCCUCUGCUGGCACACAACCACCUGCAAAGAAAUCCAAGAGUGGCUCUUUGAAAGACAUCACACUAGCAGAGGCAGGAAAGUAUGGCACGCUGAAUGAAUAUGCAUUCUUUGAUAAGGUCCGUAAAGCAUUGAGAAACCAGGAAGUGUAUGAGAAUUUCCUGCGCUGUUUGGUGCUCUUCAAUCAGGAGGUGAUAUCUCGUUCAGAGCUUGUUCAGUUGGCACAGCCAUUCCUGGGUAAAACACCAGAGUUAUUCAAAUGGUUCAAAGAUUUCCUGGGUUACAAAGAGUCUGGUCACAUGGUCGAUGCAGUGCCAUCUGGAGCCACAGGCAAGGAGAGGAUCAGUGGGGAUCUAGCUAUGGAGAUUGAUUAUGCCUCUUGUAAGAGAUACGGAGUGAGCUACCGGGCACUUCCAAAGAGCUACCAGCACCCCAGGUGUAGUGGCCGUACUGCACUCUGUAAAGAAGUCCUCAAUGACACUUGGGUCUCUUUUCCCUCAUGGUCUGAAGACUCCACCUUUGUCACAUCACGCAAGACUCAAUUUGAGGAACAUAUCUACCGUUGUGAAGAUGAACGCUUUGAGCUGGAUGUUGUCGUGGAGACAAAUCUAAACACAAUACGUAUCCUGGAAGGUGUACAGAAGAAGAUGUCCCGGAUGUCUGCUGAAGAGGCUGCCAAGUUCCGUCUUGACAACACCCUUGGGGGCAAUUCUGAGGUCAUACAUAGGAAAGCCAUACAAAGGAUAUAUGGGGACAAGGCACCAGACAUCAUAGAUGGAUUGAAGAAGAACCCAGUUGUAGCUGUGCCUUUAGUUCUAAGAAGAUUGAAAGCCAAAGAGGAAGAAUGGAGAGAGGCACAGAGGGGAUUUAACAAAAUCUGGCGGGAACAGAAUGAAAAAUAUUAUUUGAAAUCACUGGACCAUCAAGGCAUCAACUUUAAACAGACUGAUGUAAAAGCUAUACGAUCCAAGGCACUUCUCAAUGAAAUAGAGGCCAUUUUUGAUGAGAGACAAGAACAGUCUCAAGAAGGCAACUCUGAUACACUAGGUAGUCAUUUGACAUUUCAUUACAAGGAGAAAACCAUACUAGAAGAUGCUGUUACUAUAAUCAUUCACCAUAUGAAGCGCCAAUCAGGUAUCCACAAGGAGGAUAAGAGCAAGAUAAAACACCUGCUGAAGCAGUUUCUCCCAGACCUACUCUAUCAUACACGUCUACCUAUGAGUGAUGAUGAAGAAGAGGAAGAUGAAGAUAUGGAGACCAGUGACAAUGAAAAGGAAAAUGUAGAAAAACCUCAACAAGAAAAGACUGAAACAAUAGGUGUCCAAACACGUGAAAAACGUGAUGCUAAUAAACAACCAAAAGAGGAUAAAAAAGAAAAAGAAGCGAAAACAACUCCUGUUAAGAAAUCUCCUGUAAAGGAGGAGCCAAUGUUAAAUGGAACAAAUAGUGAUGAUUCAGAAAAAGAUAUAGACAAUGAUGAAUACUAUUCAGUAUAUUUCGUCAACAACAACUGGUACUUAUUCUUCCGGUUGCACCAGCUGCUGUGUGAGAGGCUAUACAAGAUUUAUGAGCAAGCUGAGCGUAUUGCAGAGGAAGAACGGAGGUGUAAAAAAGACAGGAAAGAAUCUACAGCUGUUGCUUUAAGAUUAAAGACACCAAGUGAAGUUGAACCAGAGGAAUACUACCCAUACUUUCUGGACAUGGUUAAGAACCUACUGGAUGGUAACAUGGAACCAACAGCCUUUGAGGACACUCUCAGAGAAAUGUUUGGCAUCCAUGCCUACAUAGCAUUCACUAUGGAUAAGCUGGUGCAGAAUAUUGUCCGUCAGCUUCAACACAUGGUUGGUGAUGAGAUCUGUACGCAAGUGAUGGAUCUUCAGUGCAACGAGAAGAAGAACAAUGCAACUGGUGGCUCCCUCUCUUCGUUACAUUUACGUCAAGAACAGGAACUAGCAUACCAGAAACGUGCCGAACAAAUCUUGACUGAAGAAAAUUGUUUUAAAGUCAUGAUGUUUAAAAAUGAAUGUAAGAUUUCCAUAGAGCUGCUGGACACUGAGACUGAAAACUCUGAUGACCCUAUAGAAGUGGAGAAGUGGUCUGAAUAUGUAGAGAAAUAUAUUGCAAAUGAUGAAACCAUAUCAGAAGAACUGAAGGAGCAACUGUCAAAUAAACCUGUGUUCUUACCAAGAAAUGUCCGUCAUUGGAGGCGGCGGAACCGCAAUGUAACGCAGGAAGCUGUAAAGAGCAAUAAAGAAAACAACAAUACAAGUGGUCCUUCAGAGGAGGAUGACACGACCGAUCAGGCCAGAGGGGAUGCUCCACAGCAAGAGAAACAAGCUGACAAGUCACUGGUUGAGAGGGUAUCUGAUGAUAUGAUAAUCAUGGACAAUACUGAAUGUAAAUUCAAUGUGAAUUCAUUCAAAAUGGUGUAUGUAGUGAAUAGUGAGAGCUGUCUCUAUAAACAGCGGGCACUGAAGAAAGCUCAUGAGUCUCAUAAAGCAGUAUCAAUGCGUCUGCACAACAAGUUUAUGGCUUACGUGGAGAAAUGGCGCUCAACGAAUGUCACUCCUGAAAUGGAGAAAAAUUGCGAUGACUGGUUAAAAGGACUUAGUGGCGACAAUAAAGACUGUAAAACUAUCAUCAAUACAAACAAUAGCCUUGAGAGGGCGCCCUAUUACAGCAUAAAUAGAUUUGUUGUCGAAUAUGAAGAAGAAGAGCGGUCUUUACCUAUGGAAACAAGUUCAACAUAGCAUGCAGACAGGCCCUACUCAUGGAUACAAUCAGACAGGCCCUAACCAUGGAUACCAAUUGAACCUUACAUGCAGGCCAUAUAUGGACUAUCAAUGCAACACUGGACUCCUUGCCCUUUAUAAAAGAUAUCCUGGAAUUCCUCUUUAUGUCAUUCUUUUCCAGAAUCAUGAUUGAAAUGAGUGUUGAAUGGCAAGAAUACAUGCAAACACAUAACGCAGGGUGGAUAUCAAGUGCUGAAUCUCAAAAAGGUUGAUUUUUUACAAAGGUGUUUUUACACUCCUGAGCAACUAAGUGUCCUAAUGUCUUGAUAUGAAUGUUCAAAUUGCUCAAAAUCUGAAUGUCUACAGCUCUAAAUGACCCAUGUGAAACAUUCUGGGGAACAUUUUUAAAUGAAAUCAAAUUGCAGUUCAAGAUUUUGAAUCCAGGACAUCCAUGUUUUAACACAUGUUUAUGCCCACCAAAUCAAUGUACCAAUGAUCAUGUGGUACAUGUAUGUGUUGGAAAUGUUUUUGUUGAUGAAAAACAUGAAUUCAAUCUAAACUGUUUGGAUAGUCAAGAUUUCUCUCGUUAUCUCUACCAAUUACAUGUGUAGUGUGUCACUUGUACUUGAAGUUCACAUCUUUGCAAUAUUACAUUUUUACCUUAAUUUUUGAUUUCCCUUCAGUCGUUCAUGAAAUUCUGAUAUAUUUGUGAAAAUUAAAUCCUUUUAAAUAAGCAGAAUAAGUAGACUUGAAAGUUAUUAAUAAUUUAUAUUGUAUGAAUAUUAUUGUAUGUUAUUUGCAACACAUGCUCUUUGUAGUUGUGUUCUGGUUCUCUUGAUUAAGAGUGAUUUAUUUGCCUCAUAAAAUGAGAAAUAUAAAAUUAAAUUUUGCAAUUUACGGAUAUUUGAGUCUAACACAAUCUUCAGUGAGAAAUGUACAUAACAUUUUGAAAAGGUUAACAUUGUGAUGUAUUUUUGAUGUUCACAUGGAUUGAACAUUUUGUUGGGUUAAAGAUUUCAAAUAUAUUGCAUUUGCAUUUAUUAUUUAUUCUGGUUAAACAUAGGAAAGGACUGUGGCCUAAAAGUAUUACUUAUAUUACUUUAGUUUUACAUUGAAUACACUUCUGGUUGAGUUCAGUGUUAGUUCCUAUGGGGGUUAACGGUUUAUGGAAUGUCGUUCCCUGGCACCCCGUCAUCUUGCCCGUACUUACAGUAUAGUAAAUUACUUUCUCAUAUGACUCAGAUUCAGCCUUGUAUCACAUACAUCCCAUUUCUUCAAUAGAGGCUUUUCCAUAAAGCUUUAAAAAUCUUGUAAAGUCUCGUUUUAAUGA
Molecule: messenger RNA, 5567 nt
Organism: Owenia fusiformis
Lineage: Eukaryota; Metazoa; Annelida; Polychaeta; Sabellida; Oweniidae
Source: the annotation of a GenBank genome assembly